Nannospalax galili (Upper Galilee mountains blind mole rat) is the source of this 867-nucleotide messenger RNA. RefSeq names its product deleted in primary ciliary dyskinesia homolog (mouse) (gene Dpcd). Lineage: Eukaryota; Metazoa; Chordata; Mammalia; Rodentia; Spalacidae. The record is from RefSeq and is a predicted model, not a curated record. The transcript is spliced from 6 exons. Bases 58 to 669 code for a protein of 203 amino acids.
CCCUGGGCCCGGCAGUUGCCAUGGCAGUGGCGAGGCGCGCAGCUGGGCGCAGGAAAGAUGGCGGUGACCGGCUGGCUGGAGAGUCUGCGGGCGGCGGAGAAGACGGCGCUGCUGCAGGAUGGGAAGAGGAUGGUGCACUAUUUGUUCCCAGAUGGUAAGGAAAUGGCUGAAGAAUAUGACGAGAAGACAAGCGAAUUACUCGUGAGAAAGUGGCGUGUGAAAAAUGCCCUGGGAGCUUUGGGCCAGUGGAAGCUUGAAGUAGGAGAGCCAGCCUUCACAGGACCAGGGAGCCUGGGGCCCGAGCUCAUCAAGGAAAGUAAUGCAAAUCCUAUCUUCAUGCGCAAGGACACCAAAACUAGUUUUCAGUGGCGAAUACGAAACCUCCCCUACCCAAAGGAUGUCUAUAACGUCUCUGUGGACCAGAAGGAGCGCUGCAUCACUGUCAGAACGAUUAACAAAAAGUACUACAAGAAGUUCUCCAUUCCUGACCUAGACAGAUACCAGCUACCUCUGGAUGCUGCUGCUCUGAGCUUCGCUCAUGCCAACUGUACUCUGAUAAUCUCUUAUCAGAAGCCAAAGGAGGUCGUGGUGGCCGAGUCAGAGCUACAGAAGGAACUGAAGAAGGUAAAGACAGCCCACAGCAGUGAUGGGGACUGUAAGACCCAGUAGCUCCCCCAAUCUUACACCUCCAGUGUGCAGGAUGCUGUAAGACUUUCAAGUUUGGGCCUUUCUGGCACAGGCAGCCUGCUUUCUUCUAAGAACUAAGCAGAGCUAAGCAGAGUCCAUAAGAACUGGCCCUUAGGGCACUACUAGCUCCUACCUAUAAUCUUGUUUCCUGAGUAAAGUCAUUUGGGAGUUGCUGAAGAA